Molecule: messenger RNA, 1126 nt
Organism: Saccostrea cuccullata (small rock oyster)
Lineage: Eukaryota; Metazoa; Mollusca; Bivalvia; Ostreida; Ostreidae
Product: SPRY domain-containing protein 7-like
Exons: 5
Coding region: 17-607 (196 amino acids)
Molecular function (GO): protein binding
Source: RefSeq, a predicted model, not a curated record
ACCGGAAGUAUCAAGAAUGGCUGCUUGUUUUUGCUGUUUACGAUGUUGUUGGGACGGCCCCGGCUUUAAUUCGGGUCAUAUACCUCUAAAAGAAAUUCCUACGGUGAAACUUGACACUACAUUGAUGGGUAAUGAUGUAGUAAUUGUAAAGGACGGUCGACGAAUCUGUGGAACAGGAGCAGCACUUUCCAAUGCACCAAUCGCACAAGAUAAGGCUUAUUUUGAAGUGAAAAUUCGAAGUACAGGUGUAUGGGGAGUAGGACUGGCCACAAGAAGGUGUAACUUGAACACAGUGCCCCUGGGAGACAACACCGAGUCCUGGGUCGUCAGACAUGACGGGUCUCUAUUCCAUGACAAACAACAGAAGGGGAAGUUGUCAGAAACUCCUCAGGAAGGAGAUGUUUUGGGUCUUACAUAUGAUCAUGUCCAGUUAAACUUCUACCUUAAUGGCCACCCUUUGUCUUGUCCAUUCACUGGAAUGAAAGGGACUUUGUAUCCAGUGUUUUAUGUGGAUGAGGGAGCAGUUAUUGAUGUCCAGUUUGACAAAUUUUACCACCAGCCCCCAGACGGAUUUGACAGCAUCAUGAUAGAACAGUCACUGUUGUGACAUCAUCAAAGGUUUCUUUUUUGUGACAGUCAUGGAGUGGUAGUGACAUGCUUUUGCACCAGGAUUUGAAAAUUUUAUUUUUAUGGAGGAUGUAAUCUGCAGCAAUGCUGAUUAAAAUAUACAGAACAGAUUUGAAUGAUCCAGUGUCUUGACAUAGUACAGGAAUCAGUUAUGGCUAAGUUGACAAGGAAAUAUUGUUUUAAAAGUUCAACCAGAGAUGUCCAUUUUACAUUUCAGUCUGUUCUUCUUUGACACAUCAAUGCAUUUUCAAGAACUGGCACCACAGAUUACAGACCAUAGCUUUAUGGAACUCCAGAUAACAAAUGUGAUGGUGGAGUACCUAUUUUACCAUAAAGACAAGUGCAAUAUGAUAUACUUUAUGAUUUAUUUAUAAAUUAUAAAAUACAUGUCUACCCAGGUUGUCAUAUUUCCAAAUGUGUGAUAGAUUACAAUUAUGGUAAUGUUUCGUUGUUCAAUGUUCAGUCAUGACAGGUGAUAUAAGAAGGAAGUUUUGUCACA